GGACAAGCUGUUGUAAAAUUAAAUAGCAAACACGAAUAGUCAUUUGAAAUGCCGGCAUUACAUCAGAUGUCAUAUUAUGCCACCGCCAUUUUUGUAUGAUUGUCGACUUGACAGAUCAUUUGUUUGUCAUUUCUGUUCGAGUGCGCGAAAAAUUUUACACAAUAAUUUACACACAACUUCAUUCGUGAAAAUGAUGCAAAUCAACGAUUUAAACGAAAACAACCAUCUCAAACUACAAUUCGACAUUGUUAAACCUAUGUGUAGAUGUUGUUUAUCCACAGGCAGGCGAAUGAUAAAGGCCGCUAUAUAUGAUUUACUCUUUAAAGAUUUAGCCGGAAUAAACGUGUCGGAGUCAGAUGGCCUGCCGCAGUGGCUGUGCUGGGAGUGUUGUGCGCUCCUCCGCAAGGCAGUCCGAUUCAAACAGAAAAUGUUGAGGGCACACGCUUUAUUGUACGAAUACUCUCAUCGAUGUGCACCGUUCCCGAUUGAUGCCGAAGACCAGGAGCUGACGAAGUAUGCUUCCCCGCAGCUGUGCAGGUCGGAAACACUGCUCUUUGAGCUGGUGGAUAAGAGUGAACUCGGCUACCACGAGCCUGUUACCCACGAUACUGGUCAUCCGUUGGACAACUUGGACCCUGCACUAUCGGCAAAUGCUGACGAAGUGAAAAAUGAAUUUGACAAUUUCUCCGACUGCGAUUACGAGGAUAACAUAGCUCUCAUCGAAUAUAAAGACAGACUGUUGGAUGACCUUAGCGGAUUAUUAGAAAAUCCAGCUGCUGAAAUCGUAAGCGAAGAAAGGGAAAAACGGAAGAAGAAAUCCAAGAAGAAGGAGGCCAAAGUGAAGAAGAAGAGGAAGAAGAAUAAUAGUGACGAACUGACAGAAACAGAUACGGAAACACCCAAAGAGCGGAAAUCGUCGAUAAGGAAGCCUUUAGUGAUCGACCCCGAGAAAAUAUUGACAAUUAACCUCAACCCCGAGGAACAGAUACGCCAGAGAGAGGAGGAAAGCAAAUCUGGUGUUAAGUUCCCCUUCCAAUGUAACCUGUGCUACAAAGGAUUCAAUUUCGAGACCAAACUGGAGAACCACAUGAAGAAACACAGCCCGUCUCGCGGCACUUUCGCGUGUAAAAUCUGCCACAUGUUUCUGCCGACCUCGUACAGUUACAACGUUCACAUGCUGAUACACACGAGACGAUACGAAUGUAGGGAGUGUGGCAGAAGGAUGAUCGACCGAGCCUCCAUAUUGGACCAUUAUAGGACUCAGCAUGAGGGGUUGGUCACAUUAUACACGUGCGAUAUUUGCGGCAAAAUAUCCAACAAUAACAAAACUCAUCGCGGCCACAUGAGGAACCAUCACAGCGGCGCGAGACCGAAAUGCGAUCAAUGCGGGAAAACGUUCGUCAACAAGGACGGACUCACCGAACAUAUGCUCAUUCACCAAGGCAUCAAGAACUACGUUUGCGCGACGUGCGGCGCUAAGUUCCGCACUCGGACGCAGAUCAAGCUGCAUCAGUUGGUUCAUUCCGACGCGAAGGACUUUUACUGCGUGGAAUGCGAUGUGAGAUUCAAGACUGCGUACACACUGCGGCAACAUUUGCUGAAGUCACUCAAACACAAGGACAUGCAGAGUUUCAAGUUCCCGUGCCCCGUGUGCGACAAGCGGUUCGAGAGUCCGGGCGGGCUGCGCGCGCACUCUCUGAUCCAGCACGAGGGCGUGCGCGCGCACCGGUGCGGCGCGUGCCCGGCCGCGCUCGCGUCGCGCGCGUCGCUGCUCAAGCACGUGCGCAGCGUGCACCGCGGGCGCCGGCCCCCGCCCAAGCACGUGUGCCACACCUGCGGGAAGGCGUUCCGGGGCAAGAGUGUCCUCGUGAACCACGUUCGCACCCACACGGGCGAGAAGCCAUUCUCGUGCUCCGAGUGCGGCCGCAGCUUCACGCAGCGCACCGCCAUGCGGACCCACGUGCGGCUCGUGCACCUCAAGCAGCCCCGACACGCCAAGGUCAAACCGGAAGCGCCAGCAGCGCCGGAACCGAAAGUGUUCGCGAAACAAGAACCGCCGCUGGACGCGUGGGGCCGCGCGCAGACAUCCGACAUAUACUUCCAUGUACCUGUUUAAUCAAUGCCUAGUCUAAUGAUAAUGUGUUUGUGUUGUAAGCAUGCUAAUAAUAAUAAUAAUAAAAAACUCUAAUUUAAGAAAUAAAUGAAUAUUUUUCGAAUGUAUUAUGAUGGUUUUAUUUAGGUCUGUUGCGGCGACAUCUAUAUGCCCCACAUGUAACUAACG
Messenger RNA from Chilo suppressalis (striped riceborer), 2281 nucleotides. The record is from the annotation of a GenBank genome assembly. Lineage: Eukaryota; Metazoa; Arthropoda; Insecta; Lepidoptera; Crambidae.